GAUUUCGGGAUCGGGGCAUUUUCGGGGUGCGGUUUCGGGCUCGGGGCAGUUUUGGGGCUCCCCCCUGACCCCUGUGCCCCCCCAGAGGACGCUUUCCCCUACGAGGCGGUUUUGGGGGCGCGCCUGGCGGGGCUGCGCCGCUCCCACACCUACCGCGAGUUCACGGCGCUGGCGCGGCGCGCGCGGGACCCCCCGAGCGCCCUCCUGGGGACCCCCCCCCGCCUGGUGCAGCUCUGGUGCUCCAACGAUUACCUGGGCAUGAGCCGGCACCCCGAGGUGCUGCGGGCCGCCAGGUGGGCACCCCGCAAGCCAAACACCGCGUUACCCCGAAACCCCCUGAAACAGCCCCGGAAUCACCCGAAAUUCCCAGACGCUUUCCCCUACGAGGCGGUUUUGGGGGCGCGCCUGGCGGGGCUGCGCCGCUCCCACACCUACCGCGAGUUCACGGCGCUGGCGCGGCGCGCGCGGGACCCCCCGAGCGCCCUCCUGGGGACCCCCCCCCGCCUGGUGCAGCUCUGGUGCUCCAACGAUUACCUGGGCAUGAGCCGGCACCCCGAGGUGCUGCGGGCCGCCAGAUGGGUUUUUGGGGUGCCCCCAGGCUGCCAGUUCUUCUCGGACGCGGGGAACCACGCCUCGAUGGUGCAGGGCAUCCUGCGCAGCGGCGCCCCCAAAUUCGUCUUCCGCCACAACGACCCCCAGCACCUGGACGAGCUCUUGGGGCGCAGCCCCCCCGGGGUCCCCAAAAUCGUGGCCUUCGAGUCCGUCCACUCCAUGGAUGGCUCCAUCGCGCCGCUGGCCGAGCUGUGUGACGUGGCGCACGCCCACGGCGCGCUGACCUUCGUGGACGAGGUUCACGCCGUGGGGCUCUACGGGCCCCGGGGCGGCGGCAUCGCCGAGAGGGACGGGGUCUGCGGCAAGGUGGACGUGGUGUCCGGGACCCUCGGGAAGGCGCUGGGGGCCGUGGGGGGCUACAUCGCGGGGGGCUCCGCCCUGGUGGACGCCGUGCGCUCCUUCGGCCCCGGCUUCAUCUUCACCACGGCGCUGCCCCCCGCGGUGGUCGGGGGGGCCCUGGCGGCCCUGAGGGUCUUGGGGGGCCCCGAGGGGGGCGCCCUGCGCCGCUCGCACCAGCGCAACGCCAAGCACCUGCGGGUGCUGCUGCGCGACCGCGGCGUGCCCGCGCUGCCCGCGCCCAGCCACAUCGUGCCCGUGCCCGUCGGGGACGCGCUGGCCGCCACCCGCCUGAGCCGGGCGCUGCUGGAGCGGGGGAUGUUCGUGCAGGCCAUCAACCCCCCCACGGUGCCGCGGGGGGGGGAGCUGCUGCGCAUCGCGCCCACCCCCCAGCACAGCCCCGAGAUGAUGGAGCGGCUGGCGGGUGAGGGGACACAAAGGGGACACAGGGGGGGACACGGGGGGGCACCG
Pyrgilauda ruficollis (rufous-necked snowfinch) is the source of this 1419-nucleotide messenger RNA. RefSeq names its product 5-aminolevulinate synthase, erythroid-specific, mitochondrial-like. The record is from RefSeq and is a predicted model, not a curated record. The transcript has 6 exons. Gene Ontology annotation, biological process: erythrocyte development; heme biosynthetic process; hemoglobin biosynthetic process. Gene Ontology annotation, cellular component: mitochondrion. Gene Ontology annotation, molecular function: pyridoxal phosphate binding; 5-aminolevulinate synthase activity. The annotation marks the transcript as partial. Lineage: Eukaryota; Metazoa; Chordata; Aves; Passeriformes; Passeridae.